Molecule: messenger RNA, 1410 nt
Organism: Arxiozyma heterogenica
Lineage: Eukaryota; Fungi; Ascomycota; Saccharomycetes; Saccharomycetales; Saccharomycetaceae
Gene: IOC4
Product: Ioc4p
Exons: 1
Coding region: 1-1410 (469 amino acids)
Source: RefSeq, a predicted model, not a curated record
AUGAUAAACAAGAAACGCCAAACAAGAAGUCAGCAACAUCGGAAAAGACAUGAAAACUCUACAAAUGUCCUAUAUCAACCAACAGAUAUUGUUUUAGCUAAAGUUAAAGGAUAUCCUGCAUGGCCAGCCAUGAUUAUACCGAAUGAAAUAAUCCCAACUAAUGUUUUAAAAUCUAAUCCGCAUAUAGAUGCAGAUAAUGAAAGUGAUCAAGCGUCUAGAACUGACAACAACGAUAGUGAUAAUUACAUUUCUUAUUCCAAGAUUCUUAAAUUCAAAAAAUUUGAUAAGUUACAAGAUUCCUAUUGUGUGAAAUUUUUUAAGGAUGAUUCCUAUAUCUGGGUAAAGUUAAAUGACUUACAGAAAUUGUCUUUAAAUGUUUGUCAGGAUUGGUUAAAGAAAAAUCAAUCUUCUGGUAAAAAUAAACGAUUAAUCCCUGCAUAUGAAAUGGCGUGUCAAGGGUUUAAAAGUCCUGGGAUCGAUGUAUGGGAAUUUGUUGAGUAUGGUUCGAAGAAUAGAAAAACCAAUGUUGAUGAUGAAGAGUACAUAGAUGAAGACCGAGCUUCGUUAACGAACAAUGACAACAAUAAGAAGAACAAGAACACAAAUCAGCACAGUAUAAAGACCAGAAGCAAAGAUAAAUUGUCACAUCAAGAAAAAUCUACUAGAAGCUCUAUUAGAAGUUCUACUAGACAAAGACAACUACGUGGUACAAAAACAGAAAGUGACAAUCAAAACAAGAAUAUUUUGGAAGAAAAUAUAGAUUCUAGGUCGAAAAGAACAAGAAAUUUAAAGAAACAAAAUUCAAGUAGUUCUAAAAAAUUGGAAGAGCCCAGUAUUGAAAUAUCUGAACCACCAAAGAAAAAGACUAAAACUUCCAAAAACAUAAUUCUAGUGAAACCUGUUGUAGAAAAAUAUAAUUAUGAGGACGAUGAAGAUUGGUCAAUUGUAGGAAUGGGUCCCCAAAAUUAUGAUAUCACUUCUAAAAUUAGUACUAUUGUGACGAAACUUGCACAUAAAAAUAAAUUAGAGGAACAUAAUGAAAUAAAAAUGGAUUUAACAGAUAAAUUAAUGUCAAUGAAUAAACUUUUUAUAAAAGUUAUUACAGAAACACCUAAAAGAGAUGAUUACGAAAUUAUAUUAGAUGAAUUAGAUAUUGUCUUAAAAAUGAAUGGUUCUAAAAAUGAAUUCAUUUCGGUUCUGAGAGGGAAUAAUGAAUUAUUAAUAAACUUUAGAAUUUUAUUUAAUAUGAAGUUAGAUGAAUUGCAUAGGUUUGAGCUUUAUGAUAGUUUUCAAAAAGUUUUUAAAUCCAUAUAUAAUUGCUUUUUUAUUCCAGAUUUAAUUCCAUGGUCUAGAGACAAAUCCAUAGAUGAUACCUCCAAAACAAAUAACAAAGAUCAAGCAAAUAAUUAA